Molecule: messenger RNA, 5834 nt
Organism: Vombatus ursinus (common wombat)
Lineage: Eukaryota; Metazoa; Chordata; Mammalia; Diprotodontia; Vombatidae
Gene: PUM2
Product: pumilio RNA binding family member 2
Exons: 20
Coding region: 16-3270 (1084 amino acids)
Biological process (GO): miRNA processing; regulation of mRNA stability
Cellular component (GO): cytoplasm; cytosol
Molecular function (GO): mRNA 3'-UTR binding
Source: RefSeq, a predicted model, not a curated record
UGAUCUGUGGAUGAAAUGAAUCAUGAUUUCCAAGCUCUUGCAUUAGAAUCUCGGGGAAUGGGAGAGCUUUUGCCUACCAAAAAAUUUUGGGAACCUGAUGAUUCCACAAAAGAUGGACAAAAAAGCGUCUUUCUUGGGGACGAUGAAUGGAGAGAGACUGCUUGGGGUACUCCUCACCAUUCGAUGUCCCAGCCUAUUAUGGUACAGAGAAGACCUGCACAGGGUUUUCAUGGAAACAGUGAAGUAAAUGCCGUUCUGUCUCCUCGAUCCGAAAGUGGAGGCCUUGGCGUGAGCAUGGUAGAAUAUGUAUUAAGUUCUUCUCCUGCAGAUAAAUUGGAUUCUCGAUUUAGGAAAGGAGCUUUUGGCCCUAGAGAUGCUGAAACAGAUGGACCUGAGAAAGGAGAUGAGAAAGGCCAGGCUUCUCCGCUUGAGGAGGACCCAGACAGAAACCUUAAACAAGGAGAUGAGCAGGAUUCUAAAAUAAAAGGCAGAGGGUUGCCCAAUGGAAUGGAUGCCGAUUGCAAAGAUUUUGAUCGUACUCCAGGAAGCCGCCAAGCUUCUCCCACAGAAGUAGCUGAGCGCUUGGGCCCCAGUUCAAAUCCUCCUGAAGGACCGGGUCCUCUCCCCAAUUCUGCAGCUAAUAAGCCCCUCGUGGAAGAGUUCCCCAGCCCUGAAGCCCAGACUUUGGAUGCCAUGGAGCAGGUGGGCCUGGAUUCCUUGCAGUUUGACUAUCCUGGAAACCAGGUGCCAAUGGACUCUUCAGGGGCUGCUGUCGGCCUCUUCGACUACAGCUCUCAGCCGCAGCAGCUCUUUCAGAGGACCAGUGCGCUAACCGUCCAGCAGUUAACGGCCGCCCAGCAGCAGCAGUAUGCGUUAGCUGCGGCCCAACAGCCACACAUUGCCGGCGUCUUCUCCGCAGGCCUCGCUCCAGCCGCUUUUGUGCCAAACCCCUACAUUAUUAGUGCUGCCCCCCCUGGCACUGAUCCCUACACUGCAGCAGGCCUGGCAGCGACAUUGGCAGGUCCUGCCGUGGUCCCACCCCAGUAUUACGGCGUGCCCUGGGGGGUGUAUCCAGCCAAUUUAUUUCAGCAGCAAGCUGCAGCUGCUGCCACCAGUGCAGCAAAUCAGCAAGCCGCAUCCCAGGCGCCACCUCCGGGACAGCAGCAGGUUCUCCGGGCUGGAGCCAGUCAGCGCCCUCUCACUCCCAAUCAGACUCAGCAGGGGCAGCCAGCAGAAUCCCUCGCCGCUGCCGCCGCCGCUGCUGCUGCCGCCGCCGCCGCCGCUGCCGCCAACCCCGCUCUGGCUUUCGGGCAGGGUCUUGCUACUGGCAUGCCAGGCUACCAAGUCCUUGCCCCAACCGCCUACUAUGACCAGACUGGUGCCUUAGUGGUGGGCCCGGGAGCAAGAACAGGCCUGGGCGCCCCCGUCCGCCUCGUGGCCUCCACGCCUGUCCUCAUUAGUUCGGCAGCAGCGCAGGCUGCAGCCGCGGCUUCUGCCGGAGGGACUGCCAGCAGUCUGACGGGAGCCACCAAUGGCCUCUUCCGGCCUCUGGGCACCCAGCCCCCGCCGCCACCACCGCCAGCGCCCCAGCAGCCACCUCCCCAGCCCAGCACCAAUCUUCAGUCCAGUUCAUUUUAUGGGAGCAGCUCUCUGACCAGCACCUCACAGAGCACUUCCCUGUUCUCUCAUGGGCCGGGCCAGCCUGGAGGCACGUCUCUGGGCUUUGGGGGCAGCAGCUCCUUGGGGGCUGCCCUUGGCUCAGCCCUCAGUGGCUUCGGCUCAUCCGUUGGCAGUUCUGCAAGUAGUAGUGCUCCAAGGAGAGAUUCUCUGUCUACUAGCUCUGAAUUGUACAAAAGAUCUAGUAGCAGCCUAGCUCCUCCCGUAGGGCCGCCAUUUUACAAUAGUCUGGGAUUUUCCUCCUCUCCAAGCCCAAUAGGCAUGCCUCUGCCAAGCCAAACGCCAGGACAUUGUCUUACGCCACCGCCAUCACUCUCAUCACAUGGAUCUUCAUCCAGUUUGCAUUUAGGAGGCCUGGCCAAUGGCAGUGGGCGUUAUAUCUCGGCAGCUCCUGGAGCAGAAGCCAAGCACCGCAGCGCGUCCAGCACGUGCAGCCUCUUCAGCUCCAGCAGCCAGCUGUUCCCUCCCUCCCGGCUGCGUUACAGCCGGGCCGACAUCAUGCCCUCCGGCCGCAGUCGCUUAUUAGAAGAUUUCCGGAAUAACCGUUUCCCGAACCUUCAGCUCAGAGACCUCAUGGGACACAUAGUAGAGUUUUCCCAAGACCAGCAUGGCUCCAGAUUCAUACAGCAAAAGCUGGAGCGAGCAACACCCACUGAGCGCCAGAUGGUGUUUAAUGAGAUUCUGCAAGCGGCCUAUCAGCUGAUGACCGACGUUUUUGGCAACUACGUGAUUCAGAAGUUUUUUGAGUUUGGGAACCUGGAUCAGAAACUUGCCCUCGCUACCCGAAUACGAGGCCACGUUCUGCCAUUGGCCUUGCAGAUGUAUGGCUGCCGGGUCAUUCAGAAAGCAUUAGAAUCGAUUUCCCCUGACCAGCAGGUAAUUAACGAGAUGGUCAAGGAGCUCGAUGGGCACGUCCUCAAAUGCGUGAAAGAUCAGAACGGGAACCACGUGGUUCAGAAGUGCAUCGAGUGCGUGCAGCCUCAGGCUCUACAGUUCAUCAUUGACGCUUUUAAAGGACAGGUGUUCGCGCUCUCCACCCACCCGUAUGGCUGCCGCGUCAUCCAGCGCAUCCUGGAGCACUGCACAGCUGAGCAGACCCCGCCCGUCCUGGAGGAGCUGCACCAGCACACGGAGCAGCUGGUCCAGGAUCAAUAUGGAAACUACGUUAUUCAGCAUGUUCUGGAACAUGGCCGCCCUGAUGACAAAAGCAAGAUUGUUUCCGAAAUCCGAGGCAAGGUCCUAACCCUCAGCCAGCACAAAUUUGCCAGCAACGUGGUGGAGAAGUGUGUGUCGCAUGCAUCUCGUGCUGAGCGAGCCCUGCUGAUUGAUGAGGUCUGCUGCCAGAAUGACGGUCCUCACAGUGCCUUAUACACCAUGAUGAAGGACCAGUAUGCCAACUAUGUCGUCCAGAAGAUGAUCGACAUGGCGGAGCCCGCCCAGCGCAAGGUCCUCAUGCACAAGAUCCGGCCCCACGUCACCACUCUGCGCAAGUACACGUAUGGGAAGCACAUCCUGGUCAAGCUGGAAAAGUACUACCUGAGGAACAGUCCGGAGCUGGGGCCCGUUGGCGGCCCCCCGAAUGGGGUGCUGUAGGGGCGCUCCUCUGGUGAAUUGCAGAACACAACUCAACUCCGAAGGUGGCCGUUUUUUGUUAAGCAGACCUAUUUAUUGACUUGGUUCAUUCAUUUGUACAUUUUUUAAGGUUCUUGUGUAUAUUUUGGGGGGGUGAGUGAUAGAAUAUCUCCAACCCUGAUUAAAGACCUAUCAGAUUGGAUUGCUGGCAAAGCACAGAAUGCCUGUAUAUGAUGUAAUUGUAUCAAAAAUAGCUGUCACAUAUUUUGUAAAUUUUUACCUUGUAAAGUCACAAAAAAUAGUUUUUAAAAGGAAAAAGUACAGUAUUCUUUUAAUAAACUGGCUUGCAAUCUGGUAGGUCUCCUACCCCAUAGCACAACAGGUUUAUAGAAAUGUAUAUAGGAUAAGAGUCCUUAUUUUUCCCCCUUCUGUGAAGUCUUUUAUACCAGAUUGACGAUUACCUGCAUAAAUAUUAUUAAUAUUUAACCAAGGAAGUUAAGUUGUAUUUUGGUAAUUCACAACCUGUUACCCAGGUAACUGAAUGAGGACAAGAACAGAUGAUCCGAGAAGAGAAAGGCUUCCCUCUUUUGCUGUGAAGCUGGUUUUAUUUACAGACACUGCCCUUGAUUUCUCUAGCAAUGUAUAGAAGACGCGCUGUGUCUGCUUAUCUAUGUAGUGGUUGUAAGAGGUAGCAGAGUAAAAUCAUGGCUGUUCAUCCAUCCGAGACGCCCCGCAUUCCCUCCUUGGGUGGGCCGUGCUGGCAGGGGGGGAGCGAGGAACUUGGUCAGUCAGGGGACCGCGAGGGCCUGGCUGAAGGUGACACUGAAGCAUGAGGGCAUAUUCAGAGAGCUUUUUUUGCUUCCUAUAAAUAUAUGCAUUGUAUGCGUGUAGUUCUUAGGUGUAAGUUUAGUUUGACGACAGAUCUUGGUUCAACGUUUAUUACAAACUUUGCUAAUUUGGUAGUGAAGCUUUUCUUGGCUGUACAGAUGUACAUUUGUAAACCUUCAUGCUGUAAAUGUAAUUUGUUUUACCCUGGGGGGUGGGGAGAAAAUUGCAUUUUAGUGUAUAUUCAGAUCCCCAAGCCCUUUUGCCCUGACAUAUCGUGUUGUAUAAUGUAAAUUUAUUUCUCCAAAUCAAGAGUGAUUUUUAAAAAAUUUUAUCUUUAUAUGGUUUCAGAAGUCUGAACCAGGUUUCUUUUUAUCUAUUGUGAGAAACGUCAUUUUGUUUCAUAACAUAGCUGUUGAUUCUGUUACUACAGACAUUUUGAGAAUUGGAUUGAUAAGUCAGGGUAUUGUGCAUAGUAAGAAAGUUCUGGACUGAGAAGGCGACUCACCGAAGCCAGGGCUUUUUCCAUCUUCCUCGAUGUGGUGUGAUUUUUUUUUUCUUUGUACAGAAGAGUCCUGUAUUUUUGAAUAGCCUCCCAAGUAAGAGCAGAUGUGUAAAAUACCCUUGUUUUCUCUGGACAUCGGACAUUGUAACAGUAACACGAACAUGAUGUACAUUUACAAGAGGCCUUAUGUACAUUUCCCAAGGAGCUUUUUAAGGCAAAAUUGUGACCAUGUGUGUAUAAUUAAAGUCGUUUUUAAUCCUUUGCCUAUGGAAAUAUUUUGGAAAAAAAAAAGCUUGCUUUGUAUAUUCAGUUUCUGAAAGAUAAAGAAAGUGCUUUGUAUUUUGUUGAAGUCAGUAUUUUGUAUAAAACAUUUCUGUUGGCCCUUUGCGGUUUUGUGCCAUCUCAGUCAUUGGAUCAUGUCAAAGGGCAUUUUUUCUGGGCUCUUCAGAAGAGAAGGAAGCCUCUCUGGGGCAGUCCUGCACGUAGAGAAUUGUCUCUUUUUAAUCAUUCGUAUCAUGAAUCUGGACUGACAGCAGGAAUUUGAGGGUGCCAGGAAUAUGUUUUGCCUGUUCAAAGUUAAGCGUUAUAUUGGCAAAAUAAAAACAUUGCUUGGUGAAGAAGAGAGAAUUGAGCCGAUUUUCCAUUGGCAUCUCUCUCUCCUGGCUUAGGGAGUGUUUGGUAAGCGUCACUAGAUCACCACAGCCAUGGUUUUUGACCAUAUAGAGCUCAUCGGUCACUUCCACCCAUGCCAUCCCCCCUCCUUGCCAAUCCUAGGGAGGGACGCUGGCCUGCUCAUGGGGCUUGGGACCCGAUCAGGAGCCCCUCUGUGGGACACUGUGCACAGGCCCCAGUGCCUUCCCCAAGGGCAGUCGGUCGGAGCCCCUCCGGGCCAUGCUGACAUUUUAUCCCCCCACCUUUUGGAGGCCAUUGGGUGAGAACCUGUUAGUCACUUGUGUGACCGUGUUGUCCCCUUGUGAUGCGGCUUCCCUGCCUGCCCCCCUCCUACACUGCUGUGUUCAUCUGGGACGCACUUAGGGAAGCUAGCUGGGGCGGACGUUCAGCUUUUGCACACGAGCGUUCUCUUUUUGAUAGGCACUGUUUGUGGACCGGCUUGUUUAGUCUGAUAAGUCCUGGCUCUUUUUAGUUCGUAUGGAAUAAUGUUUUAUUCACUUAUUUGUAUAUUAUGUAUAAACUAGAAAAUGAAAACGUGUGAAUAACAUUGUAUGAAAUAAACCUGGUCUUGUGUUUUUCUCUA